Molecule: messenger RNA, 1689 nt
Organism: Sungouiella intermedia
Lineage: Eukaryota; Fungi; Ascomycota; Pichiomycetes; Serinales; Metschnikowiaceae
Source: the annotation of a GenBank genome assembly
AUGGAUUCCAUAAAAGAGGUUAGCCCGUUCACGGUGAGUACUAGGAACAACCUAUCUGUGCUUUCUACUCUACGAGGGUACAAAACGCACCAGAAAAGCGACACAAUCAAUACACUUCUCAUCCCAGUGAUUGAAGAUCAAGAUGUCGAGGAGAUUCUCAACCAGAACAACCGCAAGAAAGUUGGAAAUGCCAGUAAAGUGUCUCAAAAUGGUAUCAAUGUGGAUGUGUCGCAAGAAUCCGUGGAAGAUAUUCCACAAGAUGCUGAUCCAAAGAGCUUCGUGGAACUUGCGGAACUUGAACCGAAAAAUCGACAGCAUCAGACCGCAACAGUGCUAUUCGAGAACUUUCCGGCCCUCCGAAAGAGCCUUGUAGACCAUGUGCUACAUUUAGUGACGAAUGUUGCACCUAGUACUCUUACAAAGACAUUCCAAUGGUCGAUUUUGGAGCCUGGAUCUACUGGCAGUCACAGCGACGUCACCAAUGUAUUUGUGAGAUUUUCGUCAACUGAAAUGGCCAAAUGGGUUCAUGGGAACAUUCAGCAGAUUCAAGAUAUUCUACAAGGAGUCAUUAUUGUUUUUGACCAGGAUCUCGCCUGUGGAGAAUCCACCAUCUCCUUCGAAAAUGUUAAAAAGGUGGGAGAUGAAGUUUCAAGAAUCUUUUCCAACAAAAAAAAUGUAAGCAUUGACCUGAAAAAGACAGGUACAGAGGAUCUUGAUGAAGUGAUGCAAUACUACCGAACGUACAAAGUGGAAAACUCGGAAUUGGUCGAGGUACCGAAAGAUCUAAAAGAGACUAUUGUCAAGGAUAUCAUCAAAUUUCGGGCAAAAGUGUUGUCAAUUGAGAGAGAUCGACGUAAAAAGGAAAUCGAGCGAGAAAGACGCAAGGCCAAAUUGCGGUUGACACAGAUAGUGGAGGGAAUUCGAUCAACAGCUGAGGUCAAAGAUCUAGGUGAGGUCAAUGCUGAAGUGGACGUAGAAGUUGAAGAAAAAAUCAAUCCCUUAGACUCCCUCAACGAGGACGAGUACGAGGCAUUCUUGGCUGAUGAGGAAAAGAAGGCAUUCGAUGAUUCGUUUCAAACCAAAUUGUCUGAGAUGGAGAAGUUAGAAUCUUCAGAGAAAGCCAAACUACUCACUCAGCUCGACCUGGCUGCUAAUUACGAGUCCAACCUCAUAGAUAACAAGUUGGCACUCAUUGACGAAAUCAAAGCUUUCCAGGAUGCCGAAUCAGCGAGGUCCAGUAAAGGCUCCAAGCUCCGGCUAUAUUAUACCGACCACUCGGAGUAUGUUAGGAUCAGAAAUAUCGAGAGAUCACAGGAAGAGAAAUUGGAUGCAUUGGAUGCACAGGAGACAAAAGAGGUUUCUGUCACGGACACCCCCAAGCCUGUGGCAGCUGCCUCUGCAGAAUCUGCUCCUGCGAUUGAGGAAGAUGCCAUGGAUUUGGAAAUUGUCGUCUCCAACUUCUCAACGAAAGUUUUGCUGGAUAUUCAGACCAAGAUUGGGGACUUGAUUGAGGAGUUUUUGGGUAUCAAAGAGGAAGUAUUGGUGGAUUAUAUUUUCGAGUUUGUCAAGGAGCACAAUUUGGCACAGAAGGAAGAGUUGAUAUCCGAACUUCUGGAGACUUUGGACGAAGAUUCCAUUGUGGUGGUGCAACAGCUACAUGAUUACAUCAGAUCGAUCGCACGCGGUUGA